CAACAUUUUUUAACUAGGGACACCCCAAUUGGUUAAUUAGUUUAAGGUUUAAUUAUGUGGACACAGUAGCUUCUUGAUUAUAUAAACAUCAGAAGCCUUAAAUUCUUAGUUGCAGAUUUUCCCCUGAGAAUUUCUCAGCAACUUGUUAACCUGGGGAACUAUUUUAAUCUUUACCAUAAGACAUGGAUGUAUGGAAUGAUGAAGCUAUGAAGCAGUUUCAGUCCCUUCUGGAAACCUUGGAUGAACAACACAAGAACACAUUCCAGAAUAUGCACCAGGGUUAUCCAAGAGAAACAUUAGUACGUUUUCUCAAAGCAAGGGAUGGGAAUGUUCCCAAAGCACAUAAAAUGUUAAUUGAUUGCUUGCAAUGGAGAGUGGAAAAUGAGAUUGACAAUGUUUUAGCUAGGCCAAUCCCGGCCGAUUCGUACAGAAGUGUGAGAGAUUCGCAACUCAUGGGAAUGUCUGGUUACACAAAAGAGGGUCUUCCAGUCAUUGCUGUUGGUGUUGGUCUUAGCACAUAUGGAAAAGUUUCUGACAAAUACUAUGUACAAUCACACAUCCAAAUGAAUGAAUAUAGGGAUAGGGUGAUCUUGCCAACAGCUACCAAGAAUCAUGGAAGAUACAUUGGUACCUGUGUGAAAGUCUUGGAUAUGACAGGCCUAAGACUAUCAGCACUGAACCAAAUGAAGCUUUUGACAUCUAUAUCUACCAUAGAUGACUUGAAUUAUCCAGAAAAGACAGACACAUACUAUAUUGUCAAUGCUCCAUAUGUAUUCUCUGCAUGUUGGAAGGUUGUAAAGCCUCUAUUGCAAGAAAGAACAAGGAAGAAAGUUCAAGUGCUGCAAGGUUGUGGCAAGGAGGAAUUACUCAAGGUAAUGGACUAUGCAUCCCUUCCACAUUUUUGCAAGGACUCAUCAAAGUUAACCAAACACAAUGCAACAAUGAAUGCUGAAAACUGCUACUCCCUUGAUCAUGUCUUCCAUAAACAACUUUAUAAUUAUAUGAAGCAGCAAGCUAUGAUAAUGGAGUCCAUAUCACAAAUCAAACAGGAAUCUUUCUAUGUAGAAUUGCCAGAGACAGACCCAGAUGAUGCUAAAAUUGUCAAGACUAUAGAAAUUGAGUUCAGGAGAGUGGAAAGCAAGAAUGGCCUAAAUAAUUCACUAAAUGGUGUUGCUGUUAGAGGUCUUUGAAACUUUGGAGACUCAUUAUUACACUAUUUUGGCCUCUUAUAGGGUUCACUGCCACUAAAAUUGUUGAAUUGACAUAUAACCCUUUCAGAUAAGGAAUAGUUCUUUAUAAUGACAAAGAACUCAUAAACUAUUAGCUGUAAUUUCUUGCAGCUACUCAAUUUAAAUCUCUAAUAACAGAACUUUGUUUGAUCUCA
Arachis stenosperma is the source of this 1384-nucleotide messenger RNA. Its product is annotated as phosphatidylinositol/phosphatidylcholine transfer protein SFH9-like. Bases 183 to 1190 code for a protein of 335 amino acids. NCBI's taxonomy places the organism in Eukaryota, Viridiplantae, Streptophyta, Magnoliopsida, Fabales, Fabaceae. The transcript has 11 exons. The record is from RefSeq and is a predicted model, not a curated record.